Molecule: messenger RNA, 348 nt
Organism: Paramuricea clavata
Lineage: Eukaryota; Metazoa; Cnidaria; Anthozoa; Malacalcyonacea; Plexauridae
Source: the annotation of a GenBank genome assembly
AUGGAAGCGACUCAGGAACUUCUAACACCAUUACAUCCUGUGGUCUCUCACUCCAGUAGAACACGAAAUCAUUUGACCAAGAGAAAAAAGACAAAAACGAUGCACCGUCGUUUCCAUGCUGUGACGAAAUUACUAUUGGUAACGUCUCCAACACUCACAAAACGGUCGCGAUUCAAGUUCAGUCAAAAUACACCAAACCACUCUGAUGCCUACACCAUAGUACUUGGAAAAAACAAGGAAGCAAGGUCACCAGCAGUAGUUCGCCAUGUUGCUACACCACCAUCUGAUCAUGCGAGUUUAAUUAAGCACCAGACAAUUCAACCAGUCAACUUCAAUGGCCUCAGUUGA